Nerophis lumbriciformis (worm pipefish) is the source of this 2280-nucleotide messenger RNA. The record is from RefSeq and is a predicted model, not a curated record. Lineage: Eukaryota; Metazoa; Chordata; Actinopteri; Syngnathiformes; Syngnathidae.
AUGGCCGGCCAGCAGUUCCAGUACGAUGACAGCGGCAACACAUUUUUCUACUUUCUCACGUCAUUCGUGGGACUCAUUGUGAUCCCGGCCACCUAUUACCUCUGGCCGCGAGAUCAGAAUGCUGAGCAAUUGCGCCUGAAGAGCCUGCGGCGAGUGCACAGCAGGUGCUUGUGGUACCGGCUCCGGCUGAUGAAGUCCCAGCAGAGCAUCGUCCCCACACUCAAGAAAACUGCCUUAAUGUUUGGCUGGGCCAUCUUCCUGCUGCUGGCAUACAAGGUGUCCAAAUUGGACCGGGAGUACCAGGAGUAUAAUCCCUAUGAAGUCCUCAGCCUGGACCCGGGCGCAUCACUGCCGGAAAUCAAGAAGCAGUACCGCGUGCUGUCGCUGAAAUUCCACCCGGACAGAGGCGGCGACGAGGCCAUGUUCAUGAGGAUCGCCAAAGCCUACGCCGCUCUCACCAAUGAACAGUCCCGAAAAAACUGGGAAAUUUACGGCAACCCGGACGGUCCCGGCGCGACCAGUUUCGGCAUCGCCCUGCCCGCCUGGAUUGUAGACCAGAAGAACUCAAUGCUGGUGUUGCUGGUGUACGGUUUGGCGUUCAUGGUCAUCCUCCCCGUGGUGGUGGGAACGUGGUGGUAUCGCUCCAUCCGGUACAGCGGGGACCAGAUCCUCAUCAACACCACUCAGCUCUUCAUGCACUUUAUGUACAAGACCCCCAACAUGAACAUGAAGCGGUUAGCCAUGGUGCUGACGGCAGCGUUCGAAUUUGACCCUCGCAGCAAUAAAGAAGCCACCAUCCGACCCACGGACAACAUCGAAGUGCCGCAGUUGAUCCGUGAGCUGGGAAACAUCAACGUGAAGAAGAAGGAGCCUCCGUUCUGCUACCCGUACAGCCUGAAGGCCCGAGUGUUGGUCCUCUCCCACCUGGCGCGCAUGGAUGUUUCCGAGGAGCUGGAGGAAGAUCAGCGCUUCGUGGUAAAGAAGAGUCCCGCGCUCCUCCAGGAGAUGAUCAACGUGGGCUGCCAGCUCACCAUGAUGGCCAACAGUAGAGGAGGUCAGCGUUUCCACGCGCCUCGGCUGGUCACCAUCGAGAACUGCAUGAAGUUGACGCAGAUGAUCGUGCAGGGCCUCCAGGAAUCCAAGUCGCCGCUGCUGCAACUGCCUCACUUCGAGGAGGAGCACCUCCGCUACUGCAUCUCCAAGAAGUACAAGGUCCGCAGCCUGCAGGACCUGGUGAGUCUCAAAGACUCGGACCGUCGCGCCAUGCUCCGCUUCCUGGGAGAGGAGAAGUACGACGAGGUCAUGGCCGUGCUGGGGAGCUUCCCGCACAUCAGCAUGGACACCAAACUGCAAGUCCUCGACGACGAAGACAGCAGCAACAUCACGGCGGGCUCCAUCGUCACCGUGACCGUCACCUUGGCCAGGAAACCGAUGGCGGAGGUCUUUGAAAAGGAGCAGGGGCCCUCACCGUGUCCGGGAGAGGAGGCGGCGACGGCGGCUCCCGCCGAAGAAGGGCAGGGAGAGGCCAGUAAAGGCAAAUCGAAGCAAGUUUGGCAGAACAAGAACAAAGUUGCUAAGAAGAUGGCAAAGUCCAAAAAGAAAAAAUUAACCAAGAAAAAGGCAGCCACGCCGGCACCAGUCAAAAGCAAGACGGCCAACGGAAACGUGGCGGGAAACGAGGGGACGCCGGCGGCCAAGGAGGACGACGAGGAGCUCUCGGACAAAGGUAGUGAGUCGGACGAGGGCGAGGCCGCCAAAGACUCACCCAGCGAGAGAGACGAAGACAGCGACAAGCAGAGCGAUACAGAGCUGGACGAGAUGGCAGGAGAUGACGAGGAGGAGUGGGAGGCAUUGCAGCAGAGCAUCCAGAGGCGAGAGCGCGCCCUGCUGGAGACCAAGUCCAAGGUGACGCACGCCGCGUACAGCCUGUACUACCCCGAGGAGAAGCAGGAGUGGUGGUGGCUCUACAUCGCCGAUCGGCGCGACCAGACCCUGGUGUCCAUGCCCUACCACGUCUGCACGCUCAAGGACAGCGAGGAGGUGGAGCUCAAGUUUCCGGCACCUUCCAAAACGGGCAACUAUCAAUAUUCCGUCAUCCUGCGCUCCGAUUCCUAUUUGGGACUUGACCAGAUCAAACCACUUAAGCUGGAGGUGCACGAGGCCAAAGCCGUGCUGGACAACCAUCCGCAGUGGGACAUCCCUGACACGGAGGAGGAGGACGAGGAGCAGGAGGACAGCGACGGCAUCGAGGAGAGCGAGGACGACGACGACAACGAUUGA